Molecule: messenger RNA, 2214 nt
Organism: Pollicipes pollicipes
Lineage: Eukaryota; Metazoa; Arthropoda; Thecostraca; Pollicipedomorpha; Pollicipedidae
Product: rho guanine nucleotide exchange factor 33
Exons: 13
Coding region: 541-2214 (557 amino acids)
Molecular function (GO): guanyl-nucleotide exchange factor activity
Source: RefSeq, a predicted model, not a curated record
CGCCCGGGGCGUGCGUCAGCGUGUCAGUGUCGCCGGUGGUGUCGCGCUCGCGUCGGACUCGCUUCGCCGUGGUCAAGCGUGUCGGACUGCCCCUGCUUUCGCGCGUGCGAGUAACACUGUGCUACCGGUUGUGACUCUGCGAGGUCGAACGGUCACACAGACGUCCCAGCGGCGUUUCCCUCGCCGGACCCUGCCCGUGGCUGCACGUGCGACGCUCCGUCACGGCGUCGCACGUGGUCGGGCCGGUGAGGGCGUUCGCACGUGUGCCGCGCGCCCGCGGUCGGUGGCGUGUCCCGAGCCACGUGCUGCCGGCGCCGGCGAGACGGCCGCUGCAGAGCGGAGCGAGGGCGCACAGGGCUCGGUUGGCGCCUGUGUGGCCGGGCUGCGUUUGAGCGGGUUAACGGCGGUCGGUGUGGAAGGCGACGACGGCGACGGCGGUGUGGUGCGGGACUGCCGGCCGUGCUCGAUCCCUUGCAGCGGCUGACACCAGUCCGGGCGAGACGGCGCUGCGCUGACCCUGAAGUGCGCUCACCGCUCACCAUGCACAACCAGGACCAGCUGGUGGAACAGAUUGCCGAGCUGCAGACGGCGGUGGGGGAGAUGAAGACGUCCUUCGCCUCAGCCAUGCGGUGGCUGACGGAGUCUUCGCACGCAGCGGCCGGUCCAGAUACCUUCGGGCCUGCUGGAGUUGGCUGCCCUGAUGAUGAUGACGUCAUCCACACCAUCCGAGGACUGCAGACGGAGCUAGCCGAAGUGACGGCAGCGGUGCAGCAGCUGCAGCAGGGCCAGCAGGCGACCCGGCGGCAGCUGCGGCUGCUGCUGGACGAGCGGGACGUGCUGCUGGACGAGCUGUGCAGGACGGAUAGCGUCUCUGGCCAGACGAGACAACAGCUUUACCGUGCCGGCCUACAGUUUCCGUCCCGAACAUCUAGUGGUUGCCAUAGCAACGACUCGGGUCUGGGCCCGGCGCCCGAAAAGGUGCGGUGGUCGGACCAAGACAGCACAUCGGUCUCAGACGAGCCCUUCGUCUCAACCAUCGUGCAGCAAUAUGUCAACGGCCUUGAAAACGGUGGCGACAGCUACGAGUCGGAUUCCUCGCUUACAAUGACCAUCGACAAAUCGCUCGCGUUUAGCAGCUGCUUAUCCAAGCAGUGUGACCUGGAACUUGACGAGCUCAACGAAACAGAUGGACAGCCCCGAUCGGAGGCCGGCCAGAGCGAGCUGGAGGAGGCCGAACGGCUGGGCGUGGUGCGCGAGCUGGCCGAGACGGAGCGCCGCUACUGCGCCACCCUCUGGACCGUGCAGGACACGUUCGCCGAGCCCCUAGCUGCCUCCAGCCUCCUCAGCGAGGAGGAGUUCGGCAUCCUCUUCCCAGCGGAGGCUGGCCAGCUGUACGAGAAGCACUGUCGUCUGCUUCACUCGCUGGAGGAGCGCCUGCAGACCUGGCCGUGGCUCCCCAGUGUCGGGGACUUGCUCUGCAGAUUUAUUUCUGGAGAAGAUUCCGAAGUGCUGCACAUGUACACCACCUACGUCGCUGGUUUUCCAGAACUUCUCAACACCUUCUACAGACUGUGCCCGCACAUCGAGCCAAUUUGCAGAAUUCCUCAAGGGUCUCCAAGCCGGCGCGUCGGGGCCGCGGCGACCGGCACCUGGCUCGCCCCCUACACGGACGGCUCGUCCAGUCAGCCGGCCACGCUGCCGCGGCGGGCUGAGACGCGGGUCGAGGCUCCGCCGCCGGCGCAACCACUGGACUGCCGGUCUCUGCCGCACAUAAAGCAGCAGCGGCGGCGGCGGCACCUGUCUGCGGCCCGCUCCGAGACUAACCUGCAGCCGCCGGCACGACCAGCCUCGCUCGCCAUACCCAGCCAGCCGCGCCCGGCGCGGUCCGAGCUCGACCUGCAGGCAGAGACAUCUAGCAGCGCACUGCAGAGACUCGACUUCGGGAAGGUGGCACCGAAGGAGCCGCGCCCGCGCCCGGUGACGGCUAGGAAGGUACGACACUGGAUCUGGAACGGAGACAGUGAGCGGCAGCCAGGACGCUGCCGCGCGGUCCGCACGAUGGUGGUGAGUCCGCAGGGCCGCUGCGUCACCCCCGAGCCGCCCCCGCCGGGCGACGGGCCGCCGGCGGCCUCCACCCAGCGCAAGGUCUCGCUGCGCACCAUCCGAAAACAUGUUCACCCUCAGGAGGAGGGCACUGCCGGUCCGGUACACUGA